AUGUGGCGGCGAAUGGCUUGGGCCCUGGCCCUGCUGUUUGCUUGCCCAGUGCUGGGCGCAGUGGGUGCCGAGACUGGUGCCCCAGUGCCCGCCAUGACGGAGUGGGCCAUGGACAUUGCGCGCAUGAUGGGCAGCUCCCCCGCGGGCGCCGCAAUGAGCCCCAAUGGCAUUAUCAUGACCGCCCGCCCCACCGGCGGCCCCGCCUCCGGCAUCGUCGUCACCGACCCCAAUUCCUUCAACCCCUCCCUUAACUCCUACGUGUGGACCGGACCCCGGGUUGCCAACGGGCAGUUCAUCACGGGCACCGGGAGCGGCACCUGCAAGUACCUGUACCCAGCUGGAUUCAACAAGUUUGAGUUUGUGGAGGCGGGAGCGGGCGCCCCCAGGCUAUUUGACGCCCAGCUCACCGACACCUCCCUCACCGGCCCUGCCUCGGUCAGGGCCAUGCUGGACCAGGCCCAGGCCGCGGGUCUCACCCUGCUCCGCAUGAACGCCUUUGCCGUCGACUCGCAGUACUCGGUGGCUCUGCAGCCCGGCGGCGUGGGCAACGCUGUGCUGUACAACGAGGGGGUGCUCAAGGGCCUGGACUAUGUGCUGUCAGAGGCCCAGAAGCGCGGCAUCAAGGUCCUGCUGGUGCUGACCGAUUACUUUGCGGGGACUGGCGGCCCGGAGCAGUACCUGGCGUUUGCCGGGGUCGAUACGUCGUGCGGCGAGAGCCCCCUGCCCAGCUGCGACGAUGUCAAGUCGCAGUUCUUUGGGAACCCCACCGCUCAGCAGCUUUACCAGCAGUACGCCUCCACCCUGGCCAACCGCGUCAACACCGUCAACGGCCGCACCUACAAGAACGACCCCACCAUCUGGGGCUGGGACCUCAUGAACGAACCGCGCUGCACCGCCCAGAGCAUCUGCACUGAUGAUGGGGUGACGACCAUUCACGCAUGGGUCGCAAUGAUGAGCACCUACGUCAAGGGCAUCGACAGGCAAGUUCCGUGGCACACCACGCACUUGGUGACCGUGGGGCUUGAUGGCUUCUACCUCAACCAGCCGGGCGCCGCAGCCAACCCCUUCACCAACACCUACAACACCGACUGGCUGGACGACACUCAGGCCGCCACCAUCGACUUUGGCUCCUUCAACGUCUACCCCGACCUCUGGAUGGCCUCCAUCUCCAACGAGGCCGCCAACACCGCCUGGAUCGACGCCUGGAUCGACCAGCAUGCCGGCGAUGCCAAGUCACCGCUGGCCAAGCCCAUCAUCAUCAAGGAGCUGGGGGCACAGCCCACCCCCCAGCGCCUGCAGCUGUACACCACGAUGCUGGGCAAGGCGCUCAGCGUCGCGACUGCCGACCGCAACGCAGUGGGCGGCCUCAAGGGCGUGCUGUACUUCCAGGGCUGGGUGGAUGGCACCGACGCUGUGUUCUGGACCCUGGCCCAGGGCGGCCGCUUUGGCAUCCUGCCAGGCAACCCCGAGUUCCAGCAGAUCACGCAGUUUGCCAGCAGCAGCGCCGCGCUGGAGCAGAGUGUGGCAUGCCCGGGAGGCAACUCCGUGCUGGGCCCCGAGUAUCCACCCACGCCCAGCUGCCCCACUGGGUGA
Chlorella variabilis is the source of this 1593-nucleotide messenger RNA. RefSeq lists its product as hypothetical. Lineage: Eukaryota; Viridiplantae; Chlorophyta; Trebouxiophyceae; Chlorellales; Chlorellaceae. The coding region runs from base 1 to 1593 and encodes 530 amino acids. The transcript is spliced from 13 exons. Gene Ontology annotation, molecular function: hydrolase activity, hydrolyzing O-glycosyl compounds. The record is from RefSeq and is a predicted model, not a curated record.